This is a messenger RNA of Trypanosoma conorhini, 1035 nucleotides long. Its product is annotated as developmentally regulated phosphoprotein. The coding region runs from base 1 to 1035 and encodes 344 amino acids. The transcript has a single exon. Gene Ontology annotation, molecular function: pyruvate dehydrogenase (acetyl-transferring) kinase activity. Lineage: Eukaryota; Euglenozoa; Kinetoplastea; Trypanosomatida; Trypanosomatidae. Gene Ontology annotation, biological process: regulation of glucose metabolic process; protein phosphorylation. Gene Ontology annotation, cellular component: mitochondrion. The record is from RefSeq and is a predicted model, not a curated record.
AUGAGACGCUUCUUGAGCUCUUCGCGGUUUUAUGCGCCCUAUUUGCGUCAUAGUACAAGUGAAAUUUCAGCCUUGCAGAGGGAACUCCGAAACGUUAAGAAGCGGAUUGGUGCCAUAGAAGAAAGGCAAACACUUCAGUCACUAGUGGCAUUUUAUGCUUCUCGACCCCUGAACAGACUGGACAACUUUGAAGACGUCUUGCGCCACUGCUUAAAAGAUGGUUAUAAUUCCAAUGUUUUCUGUCAUAUGGAACUGCCGGUUCUCCUUUCUCGUCUCGUCACGGCCAUUGACACGUUACCUUGUGGAUUAAAUGCUAUGCCAUCCGUUUUGUUGGUUAGAAACACGUAUUUGGACUCCUUUAGAAAACUCAUUAAGUGCGACUUCCCAGAUACUGAGGCAAAUAUUGCAAAUUUUCGGCGCGCCGUUGCUGAUAUUGAGGAGGCGCAUUCACGAAGAGACAUUCUGGUUACUAUGGCAAUGGGCCUUCUCGAGCUGAAGGACCUGCUUUCACGGCACAAGCAGUAUAUUCUUAGUAGAAAGAAGGGUCCUCCAGAAGCUGCUUUUGAUUUUACUUUAGAUGAGGCCUUGCUGGGCCUUACAAUACCAAUGGACAAUUUUAGUUUGUGUAUGGUAUAUUAUAAUUUUCUUUCAAGAAUGCUUCUUGCUUUUGAUGAAAAUGAUGCGAAUAUGGCAGGAAUGGUGGAUCUUAAAAUUGAUCUUGAGAAGGUAGUACGCAAUGCUGUCGAUGAUGCAAAGCAAGUUUGUACAGAACACUAUGGGGACUGUCCUGAUGUUAAAUUUAUUGUUUCGAAGGAAGAUCAUAUGAUGCAAUUUCCCCACAUGAGCGCGACGAUUUCUUACAUCGUUCUCGAGUUAAUGAAAAAUGCGUUCCGAGCGACUGUGGAUUCUCACAUGGAACGCAAUCCUUCUGGUAUAGUUGAUUGUGGUAAUAUGCCUCCUGUAGAAGUUUUGGUAAACGUAAAAAAAACUGCAAGCAUGCAUGUAUUUGUAUUUCAGAUGAAGGCAUGGGAAUGA